This is a messenger RNA of Sabethes cyaneus, 2218 nucleotides long. RefSeq names its product aspartate aminotransferase, cytoplasmic (gene Got1). Bases 429 to 1661 code for a protein of 410 amino acids. The record is from RefSeq and is a predicted model, not a curated record. Gene Ontology annotation, biological process: L-aspartate biosynthetic process. Lineage: Eukaryota; Metazoa; Arthropoda; Insecta; Diptera; Culicidae. Gene Ontology annotation, molecular function: L-aspartate:2-oxoglutarate transaminase activity; pyridoxal phosphate binding. The transcript is spliced from 4 exons. Gene Ontology annotation, cellular component: cytosol.
CUGUUAUCACUUGUUUUGUGUGCUAGUCGGACAGAACUGUAUUAUAAAAUCUUUGCGUUUUGUUCGUAUUAAAUUGCAUUGUUAAUUUGGUAUCUAUAUCUAAUCGCAAGGCUACCGGCUGAUAGAGAAAUAUAACCGUUUAUUUUGUACCUCCUGUUUGUUUCGUGUCCAUUACGGUUGCUACUAAAGCAAGCCGAAGCAAAAUAGUUCGUUGACACGUCAAAGCGUAAAGCAAUAAAAGUAUAUCGGCUCUGCCUUUCAUAUUUCCACCGGCGCGCGUACAAGCACCACACCAGUGAAGUCGUACUCCAUCAUUCAGUUCAAAGCCGAGAAGAGAAAAUAGCGAUUAUACAAUAAUUCGCAAUCGCAGUUUAGGCCAUUUUGUACAGCAGUGCUAACGAAGAGAAUCUUACACUUUUGCCGCCGGAAUGAGCCUGUUUGCCGGAGUUGAAGUCGGACCCCCUGUGGAGGUUUUUGCCUUGAACCAAGCUUGUGUAAAAGAUUGCAAUCCAAACAAGGUCAACCUGGGAGUUGGAGCCUACCGCACCAAUGAGGGUAAACCAUGGAUUCUUCCGGUUGUGAAAAAGGCAGAAGCGGCAAUUGUGGCCGAUGGUAGCUUGAAUCACGAAUAUCUGCCGGUGCUUGGUAUGGAUGGUGUGACGAAUGCCGCCAGCACCCUGUUACUGGGAGACGAUUCGGAGGCCAUCCAGGGUAAACGUGCAUUUGGUGUACAAACCCUGUCGGGAACCGGUGCUCUGCGAGUGGGUGCCGAAUUCCUGGCGCGCAUUCUGAAGCGAACUACUUUUUACUACUCGUCACCGACCUGGGAAAAUCAUCACAAAGUGUUUGUGUAUGCCGGUUUUACGGAACCGCGAACCUAUCGCUACUGGAAUCAGGAGAAACGUGGAAUUGAUUUUGAGGGUAUGAUUGCCGAUUUGAAAGCAGCACCGGCGGGAGCAGUAGUGAUUCUUCAUGCAUGCGCUCACAACCCUACCGGCAUCGAUCCGACGCAGGAGCAGUGGAAGCAGAUUGCCGACGUGUGUGAACAGCAGAAACUGUUUCCUUUCUUCGAUUCGGCCUACCAGGGAUUUGCCAGUGGCGACCCGAACAAGGAUGCAUUUGCGGUGCGGUAUUUUGUUGAGCGGGGUUUCGAGCUGUUUUGUGCGCAGAGUUUCGCUAAAAAUUUUGGCCUAUAUAAUGAACGUAUUGGAAAUCUAACGGUCGUCCAGAAGAGCACCGAAACUACUGCUGCAGUCGCAUCGCAAAUAACGCUUUUGGUUCGUGGAAUGUACUCUAAUCCACCGGCCUUCGGAAGUAGAAUUGUCAGCCGGGUGCUGUGUGAUGCCGCCCUGCGUGCCGAAUGGAUGGAAUGUAUUAAGACGAUGAGCUCCCGUAUCAUUGCCAUGCGGAAAGCUUUGUACGAUGAGUUGAUCGCGCUGAAGACGCCCGGAACUUGGGAGCAUAUUACCAAGCAGAUUGGCAUGUUCUCCUAUACGGGACUAAACGAAAAACAAGUUGAAAUCCUGAUUAAAGAGUAUAGCAUCUACUUGCUGAAGACCGGUCGCAUCAGCAUGUGCGGUUUAAACGAGAACAAUGUGAAAUACGUCGCCAAAGCGAUUCACGAUGCUGUUACUAGGGCUAGCAAUACUUCCAAAAUUUAGUUUCUUUGGUGGCAGAUAGAAGCUGAGAAACGCGUAGGGAUCUACUCUUCUCGACAGCUGUUGAAGCAGAUUAUUACAUUUAACUCGUUCCUACAAGAUUAAAUAUUUUUGUUUGUUUCUGAGAUCAGAAGCAUUUUGAGGCGUAUGACGCAUUUUCUAAAUUGCAAUUCUUUUAUAUCUAUUAAAAUCAAAUCAAACGUACUUUUAGCGUGAAACGAACAAAACUCCUUCACUGUUGUAGCAUACAAAAAUGUACUUUAACACCCAAUCGGAACAGCAUAGACCAAUAUAAUUGAAAAUGAAUUUGAAGUGAACGGUGUACAAAUUUUUCAAUAGCGACAGACAACAAAAAAUUUUAGCACUGGUAUAGGGACUCAUUUUUGCUAGCCGUAAUUUUGUUACCGAUAACAUUGAAUCAACACCUGCAGCGGUGAGGCAACGGUUAUUAUAUUCCAUUUAUACACACGCAUUUAGAAUACAUUGCAGGCAUGCUAAAACAGACAAACAAGCUAACAGCAAUAGAAGCCGGUCCUUUCGGAACUCAUAUUUGUUUUCUU